UAUGAGGACCAUUCAUGAGUUUUCAUUCCAAACUUGUUGUGGGUACUAGUUCCUUUCGUGUAAAGUAUUCACAGCCAGUGGAUAUAAGUAUUUCUGUUAGAGGUCACGUGGGAGAAUUCACUGUUGAAGCUUUUGGUUUAGUUCUCACAGGUCAACCUAAAACGACCGAAGUUUGUCAAGCUUACGGAGGGAUUGGUGUAAACUGUACGUCUAUAGAGUUCAAUCCUCACGCAAACGGAACGCAUACCGAGUGUGUGGGUCACGUUGCUGAACAGAAAAGGUUUUACGUGGAAGACUGUUUUCCUGGAAUCAUUCAAGGCGCUUGUCUCUUGAUAUCGGUAGAACCUUUACUGGUUGGUGAGCAUAAACCAGAAGAUAUUAUCUAUUCUGCAUUGUCAACAGGUGAUCGCGUCAUUUCUGGUGAACUUGUAAAGGAAGCCAUUGUGAAGACUUUAGAGGCAAAAGGUUUAGCCAAAGAACAGUGCCCUUCCAUUCUUGUGAUUCGUACUUUGCCCAACGACUUGAAAAAGUAUCCAACAGCAAAUAACUCGGUGAAUUGGCCUUACUUUACUUCAGACGCUAUUCAAGUUCUUGACCAGUUUCAGAUACAGCAUCUGUUGGUCGAUACACCAUCACUCGAUAGACAUCCCGACGGGGGAAAAGUGGAAUCUCAUAAACACUUUUGGCAAGUAUCUUCUGAUUCAGUGCAGUCUCCACGAAAGAAUAGAUCUCUCACUGAACUUUGUUGUAUUCCUGAUCCCUUGAAGGACGACAUUUACUUUAUAAUACUAAGCUUAUCAUCCUUUGCAUUUUUAGACGCUGUUCCUAGUCGGCCUAUUCUUUUUCCUUUGGAAGUAGAUAGAAACUGAUAUCGUAUAGUAUGAGUUGGUUAGGUCGUUGGAUGAGAAGUUAUCAU
Molecule: messenger RNA, 916 nt
Organism: Galdieria sulphuraria
Lineage: Eukaryota; Rhodophyta; Bangiophyceae; Galdieriales; Galdieriaceae
Exons: 3
Coding region: 15-869 (284 amino acids)
Molecular function (GO): arylformamidase activity
Source: RefSeq, a predicted model, not a curated record